AUGGGGACGCUCUGGUCCCUCCUGGAGGAUUCGACUCUCUCAUUCCACGUGCUCCAAUGGUGGACUCGUCCACACGCGUUCCCCCCCCCUCCCGUUGCUGUCAGAGCCGCUACGGACGAGACCACUCGGCUUCGGUCGGUUCCAUAUCUUCCUCUCAUCUCCCCCUCCGGGCUGCAUGGCCGCCUGAAGGUCAAAACGACGGAGGAGCAGGCGGAAGCCAAACGCCUGGAGCGGGAGAAGAAGCUGCACCAUUAUGUGACGGCCACCAAAGCCAUCUUUGAGAAGAGGAAGAUGGGACAAAUGGACAAAGAAGCCUUGGAACUGACCAGCCAGAUCUUGGGUGCCAACCCAGACUUUGCCACCCUCUGGAACUUCCGGCGGGAGAUCUUCCUUCAUAUGGAGGAGGAGGCGCCGGAAGAGAUGCAAGCCCUCUGCAAAGCAGAGCUCUCCUUCCUGGAGUCCUGUUUGCGCAUCAACCCCAAAUCCUACGGAACGUGGCAUCACCGCUGCUGGGUGAUGGAGCAUACCCCAGAACCGGAUUGGGCCCGCGAGCUGGAGCUGUGCAACAAGUUCCUGGAGAGUGACGAACGGAACUUUCACUGCUGGGAUUACCGGCGCUUCAUGGUGCAGCGGUCCCAGGUCCCUCCCCAGGACGAGCUGGACUUCAGCGACAGCCUCAUCACCCGGAACUUUUCCAACUACUCCUCCUGGCACUACCGCAGCCGACUCUUGCCGCAGCUACACCCAGAUCCCCACCAGCAAGGCCGGAUCACGGAGGAGGUCCUUCUCAAAGAACUGGAGCUGGUCCAGAACGCCUUCUUCACCGACCCCAACGACCAGAGCGCUUGGUUCUACCACCGCUGGCUGCUCGGCCGAGCGGACCCAGAUCCAUCUAUCCGCUGUCUCUAUGUGAACAGAGAGGAUGCCUCCUUGGCUGUGGCGUUCUCCCACCCCAUGGCGGUGGCUCCGGCCUCUCAUGACUUGGUUGUGUUUGGAGAUGAAUCCCCGCUGGUGGUCCGGUGGCGCACACCAGAUGGCCGAAACAAGCCUGGACUUAUGUGGCUGUGCGACUUGCCCGCCACAUCCCUCAACGACCACUGGCCCCAGCAUACCUUCCGUGUCCUGUGGGCAGAGGGCCAGGCCCAGAAGGAGUGCGUCCUUUUCAAAGGACACAAGGACUGCUGGAGCCAAGACUCGGUCACGGAGGAGCAGGUCUUCAGGUGCGAGCUGUCUGUUGAGAAAUCUACAGUGCUUCAGUCUGAAUUGGAGUCCUGCAAAGAACUGCAGGCCCUGGAACCCGAGAACAAGUGGUGUCUCCUAACAAUCAUCCUCCUCAUGAGAGCCCUGGACCCUUUGGUUUAUGAGCGCGAGACCCUCAGCUACUUCAAGACCCUGAAGGCUGCUGACCCCAUGCGCUCAGCUUACCUGGACGAUCUGCGCAGCAAAUUCCUGAUAGAGAACAGCAUCCUCAAGAUGGAAUAUGCCGAGGCUCGUGUGGUGGAUCUGUCACAGAGGGGCCUCACCAUCCUUUGCCACCUGGAGCACCUCUUGUUGGUCACCCACAUGAACCUGUCGGACAACUUCCUCCACUGCUUGCCCCCCUCCCUGGCCAUGUUGCGCUGCCUCGAGGUGCUGGAAGUGAAUGAGAACCAGAUCCAGAGCCUAGGAGGGCUGCCCCCGCUCCCUCACCUGGAGGAACUCUCCCUUUGCAACAACCGCAUCCGGCGACCCUCUGACCUCCGACCUCUGGCCUCGUUCCCAAAGCUCGCCCAUCUCAACCUGCGGGGCAACCCUGUCUGCCAAAUCCCUGGCGUCCAAUCAGAGCUUGCCGUGCUACUGCCCAACGUGGCGACCAUCCUCACCUGA
This is a messenger RNA of Euleptes europaea (tarantolino), 1866 nucleotides long. It is a transcript of the gene RABGGTA, whose product is annotated as Rab geranylgeranyltransferase subunit alpha. The transcript has 17 exons. The coding region runs from base 1 to 1866 and encodes 621 amino acids. Gene Ontology annotation, cellular component: cytoplasm; Rab-protein geranylgeranyltransferase complex. Gene Ontology annotation, biological process: protein geranylgeranylation. The record is from RefSeq and is a predicted model, not a curated record. Lineage: Eukaryota; Metazoa; Chordata; Lepidosauria; Squamata; Sphaerodactylidae. Gene Ontology annotation, molecular function: Rab geranylgeranyltransferase activity; protein binding; zinc ion binding.